AUGGGCAGGGAUGCCCACGAGCUCAACUUCUACAGCCACCGGAAGGCUCGCUGCCGAGGCCUGGAUAAACCUCGUCCAUCGCAUGACAUGCAGCCGGGCAGAGGUGGUGACGAUGGGGCGACCUCCAUUGUAGACAAUGCCAGCAAGUUCCACAUUAGGCAAGAUCAAGAGGAAACUGGACGGACCCCAGGGAUUGUACAAGAGGAUAGUGAUGUUCCUUUGACCCUUUCAUUUGAGAAGUAUGACCUGGAAAAGCUCCCUGCAACGAUUGGAUCUAGUUCGGAUUAUCUUGGCUCUAUAUCAGGAUUUGGUUGCUCUAAAAUUGAUGAAGAUAGCACCAUUCUAGGGGGAAAUGAGAACCAAGUGAAACCAUCUCAUUCUAUUGGUAGAAAUUAUUCAAGGCAAUGCUUGGGUGGCAAAAGGCUGCUUGGGUAUGCUACUAAUAUAUAUCAAAGCAAAGGAACAAGCAGCCUAGACUUGAUAGCUGGGAAAUCUUAUAUAAGGGAGCCUGAUCAGAAUGUGCAUAUCAGAGUUAAUCAGGACAUAAAGAACCCGAAGGAGGUUCGUGCUCUUUCGAUUACUAAUGCUGGAAAAAUUACUUAUUCGCUCCAUGACAGAUUAAGUAAGACAGAAACGUCAUGUAGCAAAAGUGAAAGGAAAAGAUGGGAAACAAAUCUUAAGAAAGGUUGCAGGCCUCGGAAUACAGUAUCAAAACUGACAUCAAUUAUACCACUUGCAAAACAAAAUCAGCAGGCAUCAAAAUCAUGUGCAAAAAGAGAUGUUAGAGUGAGGGCACUUAAGGUGGCGGCAACUGCAAAGCGUCGUGAAGAGAAGAAGCAAACCGAGCGUGAAAUGCACAAAGCAGCUGUGAAACUAGAGCUUCAAAGAUUAAAGCAAGAGAAAGAGCACAGACAAAAACAAGUGGAGCACGAGAAGAAAACAGGAGCAGACUUUAUUACUACGAAGAGGCAGAGAGAAGGUGAUGGAAAGAGGGAGAAUGACAGAAAAAAGAAAUGUGCUGAAGAGGCACCGAAACAUCAAAAGCAGCUGGAGGAAAUAAUACAUUCUACAAAUACCGUGAAAGAUGCCUGUCCAAAAGAUACUGAUGGCAAGGAUCUUGUGGAGAAUUUAGUCGAAAGGGUAGGAAAUCAAUUAUUAUCUGAUGAAAGGAUGGAAUCUGUUCAGAGACUUUUGGCAUCUGAAAGCAGCAGUGUGAAGGCCAUGUAUGCAGAUUGUAAAUCAGCAGGUUCUGGGCUUCAGGUUCCGGAAAACUUGUCAGACAAUGUGGGGUCCUAUGGAAUGACACCUUAUGAAGAUUCUGAUGCAAAGGAUUUCGAAAUCUUGGAGCGUCAAAGGGAAAUAAGGCGUAGAUGUAAAUUGAUUCCAUCAUGGGCUCAGGAAGAAAACUUAGAUAAAAUAUUGGUAUCCAAUCUGGCUUUAGACCCCAGAGAAGUUUUUGCUCGUGAGUGUUCUGCCAUUUUAUCUGAUGUUCUUACGCCUGGCAUUCCUCAUCAGCCAUUCAAUUAG
This is a messenger RNA of Miscanthus lutarioriparius, 1527 nucleotides long. The record is from the annotation of a GenBank genome assembly. NCBI's taxonomy places the organism in Eukaryota, Viridiplantae, Streptophyta, Magnoliopsida, Poales, Poaceae.